AUGAGCCUGGAGUCGAAAGCGUCCGACAGGGACGAGUCGCGCGCGUCGCCCGCCUCCGACAGCGAUGCCGACAGCGACGCCAGCGACAGCAGCCAGAGCCUGGACAACACAGAAUGGCUCGCCACGACGCGCCAGCGCCGCUCCACGGCUGGCAACCGCAUGAAGUCGAUGCUGGCCAACGAGGAACCCGACUCAGACCUCGAGCUCCUCUUCGCCGAGGACGAGAACGACCAGGGCUUCUCGGAUGUCGACGCCGAUGGCUCCGACGUGCAGAUGGACUCGUCUUCCGACGACGAGGACGACGAGAAGAACGACGACGACCUCGAGGGCGAGAAAGAGCUUGAGCGCCAGGCAAAGGAGAAGCGCCUCGCCCAGCGCAAGCGAAAGGCGCAGGAGGCCAUCCCCGUCAAGUUCCGCAAGAAGGUCCGCAUCGACGCCAGCCCGGCCGCCGCCCCGGCACCGAGACCAAAGAAGAAGUCGGAGCGCACGUCCUGGCUCCCGUCGCCCGCCGACAUGCCGACGCGCGCCUCGUCUCGCAAGACCACGCGCAUCUCCAAGGAGCAGCUGCACCAGCAGAUGGUUGAGCGCGAGGAGCGGCGCCUCAAGCAAGUCGAGCAGAUGCAGAGAAAGGCGGCCAAGCUCGAGGCGAUGAAGAAGCCCCCCAUGACGCAGGAGCAGCGCCUAGCCGAAGCGGCCAUCGUCGAGAAGCGCAACAGCAAGAGCCUGAACCGCUGGGAGGAGGCAGAGAAGCAGCGCGAGGAGGAACGCAAGGCGAAGCUUGCGGCGCUCAACAACAGGACGCUGAAGGGGCCGGUCAUCACGUUCUGGAGUGGCGUGAGAGAGUGGAAAGACGCUCUCGGCCAGCACGUCACAAUGGUGGAAGAGAAACCCAAGAAGAAGAGGGAAAAGAUGGACAAGGGGCUCAAGGGCAAGGCGGCCAAGGGCAAGGACGGCGACGAGCAGGCCACGACGGCACAGGCUGCAGAAGAGACGAGCGAGGACAAAGGGAAUGCCACAGCCGCCCCGGCCACGGAUGCUCCGCCGACCAAGACCGAACCUUCGGCCGACGCUGCAAACACCUCCCCAGCAGCCGCGCCCACUGCCACACAAGGCGAUACCGACAUGAGCGGCCAGCCAGUGUCUCCUGAGUUGCAGCCACCUCCAGCGGUUUCCGCCGGCAACGAAGACAAGCCUACCGCUGCGGCCGCCGAACCGGUUCCAAAGCAAGAAGAACCUUCCCGGCCGCUCAUGGCGAUGCCUCCUCCGCCACCUCCGCCUCAGGUCAACUCGACCGCACCACCGAGUGGGCUCGCAGCACCGGCACCUCCUCCCCCGAUACGGAGCCCGAGUCCGUUAGCGUCGCCCGCAGGCCUGUCACGGCCGGCGGAUGCCAGACCGUCCGGUGUCCUGGCCGCUCCGAUCCUGGCGCCACCCCUGGGCAUCGGCAUGAACGGCGGCCUUCCACCGUCAGACAUCCCCAAGUCCAACGUCCUCGCACCGCCGAAUACCUCACCGCAGUCUGCUCCUCCGUGCCUGCAAGCUCCGCUUGCGCAGGCUGUCGCUGUCCCACCGGCACUUCCGCAAGCUGCUGCCCCUGAACCCCAGCCUCUUCUGCACGACACGCAUCUCGUGCCGAUCGACAGUGAUGCCACACCUGCCGCGAAGUCUGCCACUCUUCACUCGCCAGACGCUCCUCCGUCCAUGGAGGCUCUACAGUCUACAGAUGUUUCUCAGUCUGCGGAUGCUCCUCAGUCUACGGGAGUUUCUCAGUCUGCGCGAGUUCGUCAGUCUACGGAUGUUCCUCACUCUACGAAUGUUCCUCAAUCUACGGGUGUUCCUCAAUCUACGGAUAUGCCUCAAUCUACGGAUAUUCCUCAACUUGCGGAUGGCCCGCAGCCUACCGAGCCAGCCCGCAGCUCGACCACGGCGCGCAACGCCAUCAUCUACCAAAACUUUGACCUCAACGCCAUCCGCGACAAGGCGGUGCAGACCCAGAUUCUCUUUGGCCGCAAGAUGACCAAGCUCUCCAAACCCGCGCCGGCCCCUGUCUGCGUCAUCACCAACCAGCCCGCGCGCUACCGCGACCCCAAGACUGGCCUGCCCUAUUACAACGCCGCUGCCUACCGCGAGAUCCAGCGCCUCAGCAAGGGCGACUAUCACUUCAGCCGUGAGCUUGGCGCCUGGGUCGGCAGCGGGGCCCUCGCCGCCCGCGGCGUCCCGGAGAGGUUCCUCAAGCCCGAGACUGAGGAAGAGCGCGCGAAGAGGCUCGAGGAGAAGCGGCAGCGGGAGAAGGAGGCCGAAGAGGAGAAGAAGAAGAAGCAGGCCGAGGACGACAAGCGAAAGAAGGAAGCCGAGGAAGAGAAGAAGAAGAGAGAAGCAGAUGAGGAGGCGAAGAGACAAUCCAACGCGGCGAAGCCCGCCGAAGAGAAGGCGACUGCCCCGACCCCUGGACCGCCAUCAAGCGCACCACCUCAGGUCUCUACUACUACACUCACUGCCACACCGGCUACCACACCAGCUGUCGCACCGGUCGCCGCACCCGCCCCUUCAUCCAUAAUCCACAAGCCAGUAUCUCAAGCACCGCCAGCGCCGCCAGCGCCCCAGCAGCCGAGCAAUCCGCCAGCGGCGGCAGCGCAACCCCCGGCUCAACCACCACGGCAGCCCGUACAGCAGCAGCCCGCACCGCAGCCGACACAGCAAGCACUCCAGCAAUCGCCGCCGCCGCCAAGCCAACCCCAGCAGCAGCCCGCUGCCCAAGCGCCCACCGCUCCUGCUCAAGCUCCCGCACCAGCGGCGCCGGAUCAGGGUCCGGGUCAGGCGCAGCAGCCUCCAGCGCCGGCAGCGGCCGCAGCCGCGGCCACCACACCGCCGAAGGCCAGCGUCGCGGCACAAUAG
This is a messenger RNA of Purpureocillium lilacinum, 2895 nucleotides long. RefSeq lists its product as uncharacterized. Gene Ontology annotation, cellular component: nucleus. Gene Ontology annotation, biological process: regulation of DNA-templated transcription; chromatin remodeling. NCBI's taxonomy places the organism in Eukaryota, Fungi, Ascomycota, Sordariomycetes, Hypocreales, Ophiocordycipitaceae. Gene Ontology annotation, molecular function: ATP-dependent H2AZ histone chaperone activity. The record is from RefSeq and is a predicted model, not a curated record.